Brettanomyces bruxellensis is the source of this 1047-nucleotide messenger RNA. It is a transcript of the gene FPS1, whose product is annotated as glycerol channel. Gene Ontology annotation, cellular component: cytoplasm. Bases 1 to 1047 code for a protein of 348 amino acids. The transcript has 2 exons. NCBI's taxonomy places the organism in Eukaryota, Fungi, Ascomycota, Pichiomycetes, Pichiales, Pichiaceae. Gene Ontology annotation, biological process: trans, trans-farnesyl diphosphate biosynthetic process. Gene Ontology annotation, molecular function: dimethylallyltranstransferase activity; (2E,6E)-farnesyl diphosphate synthase activity. The record is from RefSeq and is a predicted model, not a curated record.
AUGAAGAUCGAUAAAAAGCAAUCAAGAGAAAAGUUUUUGACGGUAUUCCCUCAAAUUGUGAAGGAGACUACCGAUGUUCUCAAGAGUUAUGGCAUGCCCCAGGAUGCCAUUGAGUGGUAUACAAAGAAUUUGAACUACAAUACACCAUCAGGUAAAUUGAACAGAGGUCUUUCCGUUGUUGAUACCUAUGGAAUCUUGAAGGGCUACGAGACUUAUGAUGAUUUCUCAGAAGAUGAAUACAAACUCUCUGCAAUUCUUGCUUUUGCAGGCAACUUUUUGGUUGCAGAUGAUAUCAUGGAUAAAUCAUUAACCAGAAGGGGACACACCUGUUGGUACAGGGUUGAAGAGGUUCAGGAAAUUGCUGUCAAUGAUGCAUUCAUGCUUGAGGGUGCAAUUUACAUUCUUCUUAAGAAGUACUUCUCCAAGAAGCCUUAUUAUGUUAAGGUCAUGGAGCUCUUCCACGAUGUUACCUUUAAAACCGAGUGUGGUCAGCUAUUAGACUUGAUUACAGCUCCAGAGGAUAAGGUCGAUCUUGCAAAGUUCUCUCUUAACAAGCAAAUGUUUAUCAUUACUUAUAAGACUGCAUUCUACAGUUUCUACCUUCCAGUUGCUCUUGCUAUGCACAUGGCUGGUGUCGAUGACGAAUCCGAUUUGAAACAAGCCAGUGACGUUUUGAUUCCAUUGGGACAGUACUUCCAAAUUCAGGAUGAUUAUCUUGACUGCUUCGGUAAGCCAGAGGACAUCGGUAAGAUUGGAACCGAUAUCCAGGAUAACAAAUGCUCAUGGGUUGUCAACACUGCACUCGAAAUUUGUAAUGCAGAGCAGAGAAAAUUGUUAGAUGAGAACUACGGAAGAAAAGAUCCUGUUAAAGAGAAGAAGUGUAAAGAUUUAUUUAUUGCCUUGAAGAUUGAUGACCGUUUCCACCAAUACGAGGAGGAUAUUGUUUCCAAAAUUAGGAAGAAUAUCUCCAAUAUCGAUGAGACCAGAGGAUUCAAGAAGCAGACGUUGACAGCAUUCUUGGACAAGAUUUACAAGAGAAAGAAAUAA